This is a messenger RNA of Pseudopipra pipra, 3494 nucleotides long. It is a transcript of the gene CLGN, whose product is annotated as calmegin. The coding region runs from base 533 to 2464 and encodes 643 amino acids. Gene Ontology annotation, biological process: protein folding. The record is from RefSeq and is a predicted model, not a curated record. Gene Ontology annotation, molecular function: calcium ion binding. The transcript is spliced from 18 exons. Lineage: Eukaryota; Metazoa; Chordata; Aves; Passeriformes; Pipridae. Gene Ontology annotation, cellular component: endoplasmic reticulum membrane; endoplasmic reticulum.
AACCGCCCGCCGCGGGGCUAGGAGCGCCGGCAGCGCCCGGGGAGGGAGAGUGGCGUCGCGGUGCGUCGCGGUGCUUGGUAACGAGGGCGGCGGCGGCGGGAGUAACGCCUUCCUGAAGGUUUUAGCAGCAAAACACCUCGAGCGGGCACCUCCAGGAGCACAGCAUUGCAGCGGGAGUAGCUGCUGAGUUACACAUUGGGCACCCAGUCCAGUACGGUGUGUUUGGCGCUUCGGCAAUCGAGGGAGGGAAGUACGGCUUUCACAGCAAACAAAGGGAGAAAUAAAAAGCUGUGUAAGAAUUCUUGAGUGCUUUUCACGGAGCAGUUGCAGCUGGAUGUUGUCUUCGGUCAGGUCGAUGCCAGUGCAGCAGUUUGGGGGAGGAAGAAGUAAGAGAUCUAAUUGAAGACUGAAUGAAAUUAGGAUAAAGUCCUAGGCUAGGACCAGGAAAUAGUGAUAAGACUCGGCGUGAACAAAGUGAAAGCAUCAGGAGUUUUGGAAGGGAGCUGUGUAGAAAGUUCUUCAGAUAACCAAGAUGCACUUCCAGUGGGACUGGCUGUGCUUGGGUGUCCUGCUAAUUAGCUCAGUGACUGCAGAAACUGAAAAUGAAGAAAAUCUGGAUGCAGAUGUUGAAGUGGAGGAUUUUGACAUGCAGUCCCAAGAAACUGAGAUUGACAGAGAUAAACCUUCCAUAGAGGUUGUGUACCAGACUCCAACGCCAACUGGGGAAGUGUAUUUUACAGAAACCUUUGAUGGAGGAUUGUCUGGGUGGGUGUUGUCUAAAACUAAGAAAGAAGACAUAGAUGAUAACAUUGCUAAAUAUGAUGGAAGAUGGGAAGUAGAAGAGCUGAAAGAAAACACAGUGCCUGGAGACAGAGGAUUAGUGUUAAAAUCAGUGGCAAAGCAUCAUGCAAUAUCAGCAAUGCUAACAAAACCAUUUAUUUUUGAUGAUAAACCUUUGAUUGUUCAGUAUGAAGUGAAUUUUCAAAAAGGCAUUGACUGUGGUGGUGCAUAUAUUAAACUUCUCUCCAGUAGUGAUGACUUGAAUCUGGAAUACUUUUUUGACAGAACACCUUACACUAUUAUGUUUGGACCAGAUAAAUGUGGAGAAGAUUACAAACUACACUUUAUCUUCAGACAUAAGAAUCCUAAAACUGGAGAAUAUGAUGAAAAGCAUGCUGAACGUCCUGAUGUAGACCUAAAAAAGUUCUAUUUGGACAAGAAGACACAUCUAUAUACUCUUGUGCUAAAACCAGAUGAUACAUUUGAAAUGUUAAUCGACCAAACAGUUGUCAGUAAAGGAAGUCUUCUUGAGAAUAUGGUUCCUCCAGUAAACCCUUCCAAAGAAAUAGAGGAUCCUAGUGAUAAGAAGCCUGAUGAUUGGGAUGAGAGACCAAAAAUACCUGAUCCAAAUGCUGUCAAACCAGAUGACUGGGAUGAAGACGAACCUUCCAAAAUAGAAGAUCCUGAUGCUGUUAAGCCUGAGGGAUGGCUUGAUGAUGAACCAGAAUAUGUUCCAGACCCUAAUGCAAAAAAACCAAAGGACUGGGAUGAAGAAAUGGAUGGGGAGUGGGAAGCCCCCCAGAUCCCUAAUCCAAAGUGUGAGACUGCACCUGGUUGUGGGCAGUGGGUGCGUCCCAUGAAGAACAACCCAAGGUAUAAAGGAAAAUGGAGAGCACCUAUGAUAGAUAAUCCUAACUAUCAGGGAAUCUGGAGCCCUCGGAAAAUACCAAACCCAGACUAUUUUGAAGAUCUUCACCCAUUCAAGAUGACCACUGUCAGUGCUAUUGGUUUAGAACUGUGGUCUAUGACAUCUGAUAUUUACUUUGAUAACUUCAUCAUCUGUUCAGAAAAAGAAGUAGCAGAUCACUGGGCAGCAGAUGGCUGGGGCUUGAAGAAAUUAGUAGCAAGUGCUAAUGAGCCUGGUAUGUUUAGUCAACUGGUGACUGCUGCAGAAGACCACCCAUGGCUCUGGGUUCUUUACAUCUUGACUUUAGCUCUCCCUGUUGGUCUAGGUGUAUUGUUCUGCUGGCCAGCAAAGAAAACAGAUGAAUAUGACUUCAAAAAAACUGAUGUAUCUAAGCAAAUUAGAAAAGGGGAAUUAAAACAAGAGAGAGAGGAGUUUGAAGAUGAUGAAAUAGAUGAAGAAAAAGAAAAUGAAGAUACAGCUGAAGAUGAGAGAAGAGAAAUGGAGGAGACAAAAAGAGAAUUUUUGAAGGAUACAAAGAAGAUGGGAAGGGAGGCUUCUCUUUCAGAAGAUGAGGGUGAAGGUGGUGAAGAUCUUGAUGAUGAUGAAGAAGAAAAUGAAGUUGCAGAUGAGGAAGAAAAUGAAGUUGCAGAUGCAAGUCAAGAAGAAGGUGGUAUGUCAAAUAAAUCUGAUUCAGAAGAUGAGAAGAAAGAAGCUGAUGAGGGUACAGGAGAUCACCCGCUGAGAUCCGUGCGCAAAAGAAGAGUACGAAAGGACUGAGUUAUUUCCAGCUGGUAUUUGCAGGUCUAGAUAACAGUAGCUUCUGGUGUGCCACUCCAGUGGGCCUGACAGCAUGCAAGUUGCUGAGCUUUAAAGGAAAAAGGGGAACUCACUGCUACUUAACCUCCUGUUUUAAUCCUCUGACCUCUUUAACCAUCCCGAACUUCCUCGAUUCCCUUUUUCUCCUUAAAGGAGAAACACUAUCUGUGAGGAGUUAGCUGGUGUUUCCAACUGAAAAUAAAAGUGAAAUUACAAGUUGGCCAACUGAUUUUUAGGUGAAGAUUCUUAAGAUUUGAAGUUUCUAAGAAAAUUAGUAUUAGUUGGAGAUAAACUUGCUCUAAAUAUUUUUUUUAAAUGAAUAAAUUAUAAUACUUUUGCGGCUCUAGCACAAAAUUAGCUGUUUACAGUUUUCAGCUAAAAGAGGAUGACAGUGUAGAUGUAGCAUCUAUAGCAGUUCUCAUUGCUAUGAGAAAAGGUAUUUUUUUCUGUGCAGAGCUAAAUGCAAUAAUUGUUUUUGUAUGAUGAUUUUGUGCUAGCAACAAUUUUUAUUGUAAAUUAUUUAUUUUAGUUGAUCUUGUUACAUGGGUGGUCACCUGUUCACUUUAGGCAUUGGUUACAGUAACUUAUUUUUAAGAGAUAUUUUAAAAUAGAAUACUCAUAGAACAAGUGGUAAUUGAUGUGACUUGUUUUACUUUUGAAUGCAGAUAGCAGAUCUGCAGAAGUGAUAUACAGAUGAUUUUUUCAAACUUUUAUAGUUCUCAUGUUCCAAGCCAGAGUGGUAUAACCUCUGUUUAUAGAAUAUUUGCUAAGUGUAUAUUGCCACCUAAAAAUAUUUAAUAAUUCUUCCUUAAUAUGAAAUUUACUAAUAUAGAUAAGAAUUUUUGAUGGUUAAGUUUUUUAAAGAUGUGAGUAACUCGGGCAUUCUCAUAAUGUAGUUGAAAUAAACUGCAUAUUGUAAAAGAAACUUUGUUUUGUUAAAGUUCAGCUGUAUAUUAAAAAAAAAAAACAAUAAAAAUUCAGUCACCAGAAA